AUGUUAUUUGGAGAUAAAAAGAUGGCCUAUCACAAAGUGAAUGCAGACCAGAGAGCACAGGGGCACUCUCCAUACCUUGACAACGAUGAGCUCCAAGCCACAGCGUUGGAACUGGAAUGGGACAUGGAAAAAGAGCUGGAGGAGCCUGGCUUUGACCAUUUCCGACUGGAUAGUGCAGUCCAGCAUCACCUGGGAAACUCCCAGAGCCCUGACCUUGAUCUCGAGCCCAUCCAGACUUCAUCUUCUCCCAAAGGAAGAUUCCAGAGGCUUCAGGAAGACCCCGACUACAUCUCACACUACACGAGACAGGCACCAAAGAGCAAUCGCUGCAGUUUUUUUCGGAUACUGAAAGUAUUUUGCACUGCUUUGAUUUUAUUUAUUUUUGGAAUUGUGAUAGGAUAUUAUGCUCGCAAGAAAUGCCCCUCUCCCCCAGCAUCUCAAGAACCAAAUAAUCCUCAUAUCUACCAUGAAAUUCUCAAGGAAAUCAAAGCUGAAAAUAUUCAACAGAUUUACAGAGAUUUGUUACAGUUCCCUAGGGAAGAUGAUGUAGACAUUGCAAUGAAAAUUCUGGUUCAGUGGCAUUCCCAAGGCCUGGAAGAUGUCCGGCUGGUGAAUUACUCUGUUCUGCUUGACCUACCAGGCUCUUCUUCAAACACAGUAACUCUGAAAAGCAGUGGUGAAUGCUUUUAUCCGAGUGGGCAACAGUGCAGCAGAGACCCCAAAACACUUCAUAGCCAAGACCUCCUGUACUCGUAUGCAGCUUACUCUGCCAAAGGAACUCUUGAGGCAGAGCUGGUUGAUGUGCAGUAUGGUACCAUGGAAGACCUGCUCCGGAUUCAAGCCAUUACAAACGUGACCAAAAAAAUUGCACUUUUGAAGCUAGGACAAUCACCUUUGCUUUAUAAGCUUUCCUUGCUGGAAGAUGCAGGCUUUGGUGGUGUUCUUCUUUACGCUGACCCUUGUGACUUACCAAAGACCACAGAUCUUGCUGAUAAAGCUUUUAUGGUUUCCUUGAACAGCGGAGGAGAUCCAUCAACACCUGGCUAUGCCAGUAUUGAUGGAAGCUACAGGCAAAAUCGACUGAAUCUCACAACACUGUUAGUACAACCAAUUUCUGCUGUGCUUGCCAGAAAACUUGUUUCCUUACCUGAGGACAGUGUCCAAAAAGAUAGGUGUACACCCCUCCAGCUGCCACCUACAGGAAAAAAAAUAAUCAGUCUGAAUAUUCAGUCAGUCACAACUUACAAGACUAUUUCUAAUGUUAUUGGAUAUUUAAAAGGAGCUGUAUUUCCUGACAGAUACAUCAUCAUUGGGAGCCAUCACAGCAGCUUGAACCCUUAUGGACAAGGAUGGGCCAGUAGCACUGCUGUCAUCACAGCAUUGAUCCAAGCCUUGACACUGAAGGCUAAGAGGGGCUGGAGACCUGACAGGACCAUUGUUUUCUGCUCAUGGGGAGGAACAGCCUUUGGGAACAUUGGUUCAUAUGAGUGGGCUGAGGACCUCAAGAGAGUUCUUCAAAGAAAUGUUGUGGCUUAUGUUAGCCUUCAUGAUCCAGUCAGAGGCAACUCAACUUUACACCCUGUUGCAUCCCCUUCUCUUCAGCAGCUGGCAGCAGAGAGCCAGAGCCUCAACUGUGUGGAAAAGACUAGAUGUCAAGGAUCUAAUGUGAGUUCUGUGCAGAUACAGGGUGAUUCAGACUAUUUCAUCAACCAUCUCGGAGUACCUGCCACGCAGUUUUCUUACGAGGACAUCAAAACUUCAGAGAAUUCUAGCUUUCUCUCUGAAGCUCUUUUUCCUGUACAUGCAACAAAAACUGAAGAACUGGAUCCCUCCUUCAGUCUGCACGAGACCAUCGCAAAGCUAACAGGACAAGUGACUUUGAAAAUUGCCAAUGAACCAGUUUUGCCGUUUAAUGCCCUCGACAUCGCAUUAGAAGUUCAGAACAGUCUCAAAGGUGAUGAAGUAGGCGUUCCUCAGUUGCUUGCAGUGGCCUCACGUCUGAGGGACACGGCCGAGCUGUUCCAGUCGGACGAGAUGCGCCCGGCCAACGACCCCAAGGAGCGAGCUCCUGUCAGAGUCAGGAUGCUCAAUGAUGUGCUACAAAGCUUGGAGAAAAGCUUCCUGGUUCAUCGAGCUCCUCCAGGACUUUACAGAAAUAUUCUUUACAGACUGGAUGAAAGGACCAGCCAGUUUUCAGUACUGCUGGAGGCACUGGAGCACUGCAAACUGCAUCAGUCAAAUGAGACCAUUCAAGCAGCCUUGUCAGAGGUGCUGAACAGCAUCAAUUCAGCUCAGGUUUACUUCAAAGCAGGACUUGAUGUGUUUGAGACUACCUUAGCUGGAAAGAAAUGAGAGGAUUCUCUACAUUCUAAGACAUUUGUUUACAACUUGCUAAACAAAAGUUCGACUUGGACCAGAAUUGCUCUGAGGAUGACACAUUUCUCAGCUUUUCCUUCAGUUGUCGCUUAAAGGUACCGCGGAGCGUGGUUUUAUAAAUAUAAAACAGUCUUUUGCACUGUUCACAGUAUAUCUCAAAUGUCUAUUCCUGAAUGUACAAAACAUGAGAGGGAAUAACACUUAAGAUAGGAUUUUUUGGAAGGACAUCUGCUGUAUUUUUAUAUGUAAAAUAUGUUUUUAUGACUCAGAUCUCAAUCUUGCGAAGUACCAAGCACAUCCUGCAACGCGCUGAAGACCUGGUUCUGAGACACCCCAGGUGUAUACCUGGGUGAGUUUUCCAUCCCUGCUCUGUCAGAAAAAUCUGACUUAAGUAUACUCUUGUGUUUCUUAACUUCUUCAGCAAGCUCAUCUUCUUCCUUACUCCGUUCAUAGUAAGUAGUUGAAGGAUGUGGCAUUUCCUCAGUUGUCCAGCACCAGAGUAAAAAUGCACAAAACACCUUUACCAGUGCAAUCCAACAUCUUUACUCCUGUGGAACAAUAAAUACCUCAAUUCUGAGAAUACAGAUAAACUUUGAUUAUUCCAUUUCUGUAUGAAAAUAAAGAGUUGUUUUCUCUAA
This is a messenger RNA of Manacus vitellinus (golden-collared manakin), 3014 nucleotides long. It is a transcript of the gene NAALADL2, whose product is annotated as N-acetylated alpha-linked acidic dipeptidase like 2. Bases 1 to 2352 code for a protein of 783 amino acids. NCBI's taxonomy places the organism in Eukaryota, Metazoa, Chordata, Aves, Passeriformes, Pipridae. The transcript is spliced from 14 exons. The record is from RefSeq and is a predicted model, not a curated record.